AUGCAUAGGCGUCGAGACUUUAUCCUCAUCCUUGCUAGAUGCUUACUCGCAUACGGCGCUCCAUCUCAUCGUAUCGAGUCUCAGCUCUCUUUCGCGUCCAAGACACUUGACGUUCACGCCGCCUUCAUGUACAUACCUGGACUCAUCAUGAUCACCUUCGGCCAUGAAGAAACUGCAUCUGUCGAGACGCGUUUCAUCAAAGCUACAGGCCGCAUCUCUUUGACGCCUCUGCACAGGGUGCACGUCGUCUAUCGGGACGUUCUCCGCAAAACGCUGAGCGUCAAAGAUGGCAUCUCCAAUCUCAAAGACAUCCUUCAGAGUCCCCCCGUAUAUGGACUCGCGUUCAGGUGCUUCCUGUCGUUCGUGUCAGCAUCGGUUAUUUGUAUGUCCGCUUUCGGCGGCUCAAUCAUCGACAUGGGCUUCAGUGGGAUCUGUGCGGCGUUUUUGCAGUACCUUGGAUUGCACGCCGCUGCUAAAAGUGCGAUGUAUGCAAACGUGUAUGAAAUCACGGUGUCUAUCCUCGUGUCUUUCGUAGCUCGCGCGUUGGGAUCUAUCCCGGGCAACAUUUUCUGUUACAACGCUAUAUCGUCCGCCGGCGUUGUCACUAUCCUUCCGGGAUUUACCAUAUUGAUUAGCGCCCUGGAGCUUACAUCUCGGAAUAUUUUCUGCGGCUCCGUCAGACUGGUGUAUGCUAUCAUUUACACCCUUUUCUUGGGCUUUGGCAUGACAAUUGGUUCAGACGUAUACCUUGUAGUGAACAAGCAUGCCCGGCACGCACUGGAGGCAUUAAGCGUACCGGAGUACACCAUGUUUCAUGGCGCGUUCACACCCAGCAAUGGGUCUUUCCCGCUGAACGGCAAUGCUAUCUUCGGCUUCGCGAAUGCGACACUGACAAAUUCGGGGAUUACUCAGCAGGGCUGUUUGCGCGACCCGAGCUGGCCAUGGUGGCGCCAGCCCGUCCCCUGGUGGGGCCUUUUCAUCCUCGUGCCCAUAUAUUCGCUUUGCUCCUCUAUGGGCAAUCUGCAACACUGGCGCAGCCGUCAAUUGAUUGUCAUGGUUGUCUUCUCGUGCAUAUCAUACGCGUCCAAUCACAUCGUCAACAAGUUGCUGCCUGGCCGGAGCGAUAUUGUCUCUGGCGCUGGAGCGCUCGUCAUUGGUUUGCUGGGUAAUGUGUACUCCCGGCUUGUGCAUGGAACUGCGUUCACAUCAAUGGUUACUGGUGUACUUUUCCUCGUUCCGUCUGGUAUUGCCCAAGGAGGUGGCCUUCUGUCUAACCAGUCUUCGGAGCAACAGUACUCUGCCGGCUUUGACCUUGCCAUCCGUAUGAUAGAAGUUGCUAUCGGAAUAACGGUUGGGCUUUUUGUCAGCCAAAUCUUGGUGGUGAUCAUUGGUAGGAGUAAGAAGGUUGCCUACUUUGCCUUCUAG
Coniophora puteana RWD-64-598 SS2 is the source of this 1425-nucleotide messenger RNA. RefSeq names its product DUF1212-domain-containing protein. The transcript is spliced from 6 exons. Gene Ontology annotation, molecular function: transmembrane transporter activity. The record is from RefSeq and is a predicted model, not a curated record. Lineage: Eukaryota; Fungi; Basidiomycota; Agaricomycetes; Boletales; Coniophoraceae. The coding region runs from base 1 to 1425 and encodes 474 amino acids. Gene Ontology annotation, biological process: transmembrane transport.